AUGGCGCAGACUGGUGUCAACCCUCAUGCAGCUGCAGACUUGCUAAGACAAGCCAUGGCUCAAAACAGUGCGAGACAUGAAGGCCGAGAAGAUCUCCAUGAUCACAUCGGUUCCAAUUCUCCUACACCCUCCGGUGUCGAAACCCCUCGACCUGACCUCCACGAUAAGCGCCUCCCUGGAAUAAUGAGCUACUUUGGCCAGGUGGGUAGAGAUCCUUCUCAAAAUACACCAUCACGGUCAUCUCAAGUCUCUGCGUACCCUGAAUCCAACCAGAACUAUUCCCCUUCUUCUGUUCAGCCCUCGAAAGAGAAAGGAAAAAAGCGCAUGUCCUCGUCUGCUUCUAUCGGUUCGAUGGUGAUGGUCGAACGGGAGCAGACAACAGUGCCCACACCACCGCCAGAGGACUUUCAUGAUGAGCAUGAGUCUCUCGUAAAUGUACCUGAAACAGAUCCUUCUCGCUUGCCUCCUACACCCAUCUCGUCGGCCGCAUCCGUUGUGCACCGAGACGGUGAAGUCGCGGAGAAUGGAUCUUCCAUGGUGGACAGUGGCAUGGCCUCCAUUACGCAAGCAUUGAGAAACUUCGUGCUACCAAAGUCAGCGUUUGGAAUGAAAGAACGCCGCCACCAGUCCUUACCUGUUUCAAGCGUCACCAAAAGCACUGUCACCGCAGCUCACAUAUCCAACCCCACCUCGUCAACACAGUCCUCCCGACCGCAUUCCCCUCCAUCUUCAUCUCCAAGUUCUGCUAAGCUCCCAUCAUCUCAAACUGUGCCAGAGAAUCAUGAGCUAACUUCGAGCGUGGCCACCGUGCCGCGUGAUAAGAGUACCCCUCCGCACACUCCACGAGCCUUAUCGCAAGAAGAUCGAAGAGACCAAACUCGCUCUCCCCUUUCGAGUACGAGCACCGCGGCUGGUGAGAACACAGCUCCACAAGCGGAACCUGAGCCACAGACACAAAAGCAGUUGCGUACUGACCUUCCCUCCGUUUCCUCCCCACGAGGCAAGUUAUCAAUCAAGAUCGCCGAAGGUCGAAAUUUGAAGCCCUCAGUUGACCCCUAUGUUGUGGUCCAGUUUGAGUGGAAUGAGUAUGUUUCCAAGGGGCCCCGACAGGACAAGAUGGACGUCGAUAGCGAUUCAAAGGGUCCAGUAGCUUCUUUACAGUCUGUCCCCAUCCGAAGAACUGACAGUGAUAUGGGUAAACCAAUGGCCAUCCCCAUGCGAAGCCGUCAGAGUAGCACGAAUGGAGAGGAUCGACCCCUUGAAAAGGUCACCGACCCUCAAUGGGAUCGCGAAGCCAAUUUCGAUGUUGUCAGCCAACGGUCGGAACUUGAUGUUACAGUUUAUGACCGUCAUUCAGACUCAUUCCUGGGGCACGUCCGUCUUUGUCUGUUGUUGACUGAACAAAACCCAAACUUGGAAGGAUUCUUCCGACUUGAACCACGAGGAUCACAGGACCAAGACAUCACAGGAGAAAUUCACAUCCGGAUGCACUUUUCAAAGGUUGAAAAGCGACACUUUGGACCCAAUGAUUUCCAUAUCUUGAAAUUGAUCGGCAAAGGUACUUUUGGCCAGGUAUACCAAGUCCGAAAGAAAGAUACUCAACGUAUCUACGCGAUGAAAGUUCUGUCAAAGAAAGUGAUUAUUCAGAAGAAAGAAAUUCAACACACCAUUGGAGAACGGAACAUCUUGGUCAGGACAGCCACGACAGACUCACCUUUCAUCGUUGGUUUGAAAUUCUCUUUCCAAACCCCUACAGACCUGUAUUUGGUUACCGACUUCAUGUCUGGUGGAGAGUUGUUCUGGCAUUUGCAAAAGGAAGGACGCUUCAAGGAAGAUCGUGCCAAGUUUUAUAUUGCCGAGCUGAUCCUAGCGCUGAAACACCUGCAUGAUCAUGACAUCGUCUACCGAGAUCUGAAGCCGGAAAACAUCCUAUUAGAUGCAAAUGGUCAUAUUGCUCUUUGUGACUUUGGUCUAUCAAAAGCAAAUCUCACGCAAGAUGAUACCACCAAUACCUUCUGUGGAACCACGGAAUAUCUGGCACCUGAAGUCCUAUUGGAUGAGCAGGGUUACACUAAGAUGGUUGACUUCUGGUCGCUUGGUGUACUUGUUUUUGAAAUGUGCUGUGGCUGGAGUCCAUUCUAUGCCGAGGAUACCCAACAGAUGUAUAAAAAUAUUGCAUUCGGAAAAGUCCGAUUCCCAAGAGAUGCAUUGAGUACCGAAGGCAGGAAUUUCGUCAAGGGCUUGCUCAAUCGCAACCCUAGACAUCGAUUGGGUGCAAAUCGGGAUGCACAGGAAUUGAUUGAGCAUCCAUUCUUUGCCGAUGUUGACUGGGACGCCCUUGCCAAAAAGAACCUGGUACCCCCAUUCAAACCCAAAUUGAGCUCGGUUUCAGAUACAUCAAAUUUCGACCCAGAGUUCACCAAUGCGCUCAACACAUCGUCAUCAUUGAAUGCUCGAGCUGCUGCAUUGGCUGCAGGAGCCGCACCAGCCUCAACACCACUUUCACCCACCAUGCAAAAUGCUUUCCAAGGAUUCACAUUUGUCGAUGAGAGCACAUUGGAACAGGAAUUCCGUGGUUCGAGAGCCCCUGAAGAUGACAGAGUGGAUGAGACACACCUAUCUCGUUCGAGGACCCAUGAACAUAGGAUGAGCGGAGUCCAAAAGACCGGUGAUGAUGGAUUUUUCUUUGAGGAAUAA
Messenger RNA from Exophiala bonariae, 2697 nucleotides. RefSeq lists its product as uncharacterized. NCBI's taxonomy places the organism in Eukaryota, Fungi, Ascomycota, Eurotiomycetes, Chaetothyriales, Herpotrichiellaceae. The record is from RefSeq and is a predicted model, not a curated record. Gene Ontology annotation, biological process: protein phosphorylation. The transcript is spliced from 3 exons. Gene Ontology annotation, molecular function: protein serine/threonine kinase activity; ATP binding. The coding region runs from base 1 to 2697 and encodes 898 amino acids. Gene Ontology annotation, cellular component: cytoplasm; nucleus.